Molecule: messenger RNA, 12101 nt
Organism: Xyrichtys novacula (pearly razorfish)
Lineage: Eukaryota; Metazoa; Chordata; Actinopteri; Labriformes; Labridae
Source: the annotation of a GenBank genome assembly
AUGUUAGCCGCCAUCGCUCUCCACUAUUCCCACCGUCCCUCCCACAGGACUCCCCCGGGUCAGAGGUCGACUUUAAGUCCUUAAAACCCAUGCAGGCUGAAUUAUAAAACUCCCCGAACAUGUCAUAAACAGACCAUAGUCUCAACAGAAAACACAAACAAGCGCUCCCCCGAGUUUAACUCAACCGCACUGACCACUAAGUUUUAUCGGCGACAAUUCAAAGUGUUUCACUGCUGACAGGAUGUCUUUAUAAGGUCGAUAAUGAGAUAAUACAGCAACACUGUAAACCAUCUUUUCAGGCAUUGUUGUUGUUGGUGGUGUGGGUUAUUAAUACUCAGAUCAGCAGCACAUGUUGCACAAACUGUUCUCCAUAUUUUCUGUCGGUUUUGACACGUUCGGUUCGAGGUGGACCUCCGAGCAGAACACACUUUUUCAGAAACAUAUGCGGCCUAAACACAUGUGUUGAACACAUGCUGCAUCAGAAAAUAACACAUGCAUGUGCAUUGUUCUUCAAAUAUGAAUCUGGUGGACAAAAAAAAAAUAGAGUGUUUGAUCAGAGGCAGAAGAAGGACAAUAGUCGGUGUAAUGACAGGCUGAAAAUCUUUAUUCCCAUGACCUCACACACAGGUCAGAGCGUUUCUGUGUGCGACAACAUCCAUGUCAAGAGGAGAAAGAGAGAAAACGGACAGAAAACAAGCUACUGCACUGUGACUAACGGCACGAUCUGAAUACAUUUACUCAAGACGAAGGAAUUUGAGUGAACUCAAGUGACAUGCAAAGGGAAUACUUUAUGAAAGAGAAUCUAUUCCUGUUUGAUGGCAGGGACGCUCAGAAAAAGGAACAGAUCAGUUUAUAUGGAGCCUGACAUCCUCCGUGUUCAGCACCAAAGCUGCAGAAAAACUCACAUCAGCUCAGCUCCUGUUAGUUCGCAUUGAAAUCCACUGGAAAUAAAAGUGACGCCUCGUUAUGACCGACAAAAACUAACCAGAGCAUCAGCAGCAGCACUGGCGGUUUAGGUGCAGGAAGAUAAAUUCAUUUGACGGACAAAAGACUGAGGCCUUGUCCAUCACAAAUAUCUGUGUGAACACGAAACCACUGAAUAUGACUAAAAACAAUGUAGUACACAUGCCAAACCAGCGAGUGGCGCUGUAACGCUGCCAAGAAAUGCAUCAAAAGACAGAAGAAGAAUACAGAACAUGCAUAUAAGGAUUUAAAGAAUAUAGAGAUAUAAGAAGACGUCACACUACGGCAAGUCCACUCGGACAAACUACAUUGCGCUCCAUUUAAUAAGUCAAAUGUGCUCAGUUAGAAGCCCAUCGUGGUUUUAUUUAUUUCCGUUUGUUUGUUCAAUUGACCUCGAAAUUUUCUCUCCAUAUAAUACAGAGAAUUACAACUUACUGUCCUGUCAUUUUCAGAUGGUUUUAAUUAAAUAUGUCAACUUUUCCAAAGGAAAAAGACAAAAAAAAAUCUACGCAGGAUCUCCAUUUAUCAAUAGAUAGUUUUGCUUUUAUUCCACGUUUUCUAAAAGAGGCGGUAGUCCGGCUGUCGUAAAUCCCCUUUGAUAAGUUGCGAUAGAUUGUUUUGUAAAAUUCGUCCAUGUUUUCUCCAAAGAACUAAAAUCCCAUGGAACCUAAUCUGGUGAAAACCGCUUCCAUUAUGUCAAGACUGACCACAAUCUUCUACGUUAUUGGAAACCAACUUCCAGCCAAUCAUAUUGUGUGACGUCAUCAAUAGGUGCCGGGUCCCGAGCCAAUCUAGCGGCCAGAACACAUCGGGUACCUACACAGGCGCCUUAAGAGAGUUACGCUGUCUGUGAUGUAAUCGUGUCAAGAAAGUCGCGAAUAGGCGUUUACUUUGAGAUGAAAUGGUCGUCGCAUCAUAAUGUUAACAGUCACCUGAAAUGCCGAUACGACAACAAACUAAUGCGUUUACUCCUGAAUUUGUUUGCGUGUGGGCGGGGCCUCAGAGGUUACAUUAAAAGAGAGCUGACAGACACAGAGGGCACUCAAGAGGUACUGCUGCAGGGGGCGCCAAAGCAACACAAACAAAAAGUUCCUCAUAGCAGCUUUAAGUAAACUCUUGCAUUGUUCUUCAUUUUUCAUUUUUAUCAUCAAGCUAAUUCGCUAAGUAGAAAUAUUCUCAGUAUUUAGAGAGUCUGUCCCAGUGACCUGUCAGCUGUGUCUGCAGAUUAAAAUUAAAAUGAGCUUCAUAACUGUUUCACAGUGAGUCAUCAAACAUGUUUUCAGCAGAGUAAGAGUCUAUUUGAGGUUCGUAGUGACUUUUUUUAGCAUGUGGAAAGCAUUGGCUUAGCUGCUGCCCCUCCAUCUCUGGUGGGAGAAAGAGUCACAGGCAACACAGUCUUCCCAUCACUUUGGCCUGCAGUCAUCUCUGCAGGGAGGAAAACAACAAUCCUCAUUCCCAUGAACGACCCAUGACAAAAAAGUCACUGUAUGACAAUCAAUGCAUGAGCUAACAGGCUAAAUAUGAUGAGCACAGACGCAGAUACCUGCUAUUCAGAAUUAUUAUGAUUUCAACUCAGUUUAAAGGUGGGGUAGUCAGGAUCUGAGGAAGUUCCAGUUUUUAGGAGAAAUCUUCAAUGUAAACUCUACCCCUCCCAACCAGUUUUUCCCUCAGCUCCUCCUCUCCCCUCCCUCUCUGCUCCAACAAGCCCCGCCCCCCUCGUUUAUGUUGACCUGGCUUUUAAGCGGUCUACCUCCGUUUUAAGCGCCCGUUAUUCCUCCAGAGUCUCCGGUAUUUACUUUGUUUUCUUGCUUGUGUCGGCAGUCGUGGCCAAAGGAGGAUUCAGACCAUUUUCCGAACUUUCUGGUUGGUUUCUACUGUCCGAUAUUGUAGCACGCUAACUUUGUUUGGGCUCCUGAACGACACGGGGAAGCAGCGUCUGCCUCACAACCAAUCAGGUCAGGGAGGCGAAGAACGGCUUUGUUUACAGUCAGAAAUUUUAAAAUGUUGACUCCACAGACAUAACAAAACACAUCAAUAUCGUGAUAUUCCCAAAUGUCAUCAAUAACUAAUAUCUAUUGAUUGAUAUUAAAAGCUUUUUUGUUUAACCACCAAAAAAAGAUGCUUCUUUAACAGAAUCCUGUCUACUCCACCUUUAAUGGCUUCAACUCCGCACAGGACCAGGAUCAGCACCAAAUCAGCUGAGGAGACAGCUAGCAGCUCCUACCUGUCAAUCAAAGAGGCCACGCCCCUAAUUGUGCAUCACUUUAUGAGCGGGUGAGUCAUAUUGAAGUUCACUUUUUUACUGACAUGAACAGAUAAAUUAGCUUCAAUCUACAGUUGGACCUUUUCUCAUGGGGCUCUAUGAAGGAUUGGCCCAAUUUAGAGCCAGCCUCUAGUGGACAUAAGAGGAACUGCAGUCUUUUGGCGCUUCACUGACUUGUACAGCUGCUGAAAUCCAUUAAAAGUCCUCAGAGAUGCUAAAUCAGAGAGACUUUAAAAGUGAGUCUCAAACUGAUGCAAAUGAUCAACAGACUGCAGACUCUCUUUAAUCUGCAGAUUAUUAUUCCCUCAGUUUAACAUGAUCUAAUAACCGAACAGCAGCUUCAUUUAAAAUUUAUUGUUUUAUUCAUUCAGUUCAAGUUUUGUUUGAUGUUGAAUGUCUAAGAAAUUCACCACAAACUGAGUUAAACUAAUUUAGUGUGGAGUCUCAUAAAUCAGGAUAUCUGCUCGAAUGUUUUUAAUAUUUCCAGUUAAGAUGUUUCAUGUUCAUGUUUGGUUUUAAUUUGUAAAACAGAGACUGAUUUAUUAGAGGGAAAAAAACACAGUCUGAACAGAAACAGUGCUGCAGUUUGUAAAAUAAUAAUAAAAACUCUUCGAAUAAAAACAAACUAUCCCAGGAGGAGUGUCUAAAAAUAUGAUAAUGAUAUAAAAUUCACCCAGAGCUCACCUAUCCCUGAUUGUGGCUGUAUGAUGAUGAUAAAUUUCCUGCAGGUAACCCAGACUCCACCCUACCUGGCGUCUGUCUGUCUCCGUCCUCCGCCUGUCCUCUUUAUCAUCAUCUGGCCGCUGGAUUAACAAUCAGCGCAGAUUAUAGCCGUAAUAAGCUCCAAAACACAGGUUCAAGGGUCCGCUGCUGCUCCGCGGACCAGCCUGCACUCCUCAGAGGAUCGAGUUUUCAUUGAUACUGCUCUGCUAUUACUGCUAAAGAAAGCUCAAUUAAUCCUCUCUGUGGAGGAGUGUCAGGACUGCUUAUUAUUUCAACUCAUGAUGCAAAGGAGACGGGGCUUUUUUUUUUUUAUCCAAUACAUCCACUGAAAAUCACUCCAACUCAACAUAUAGGCCAACAGAAACUGAAUUUACACCCCUAAAUAGUUUUUAUUAAUCAUUUCGUGUCUUUUUUCUUCAGAUAUGCCAAAAAAAUGUAGAAAUUAAGAUGUUUUUGAGCCAUUAAUUAGAGCCAAAAACAUGAUCCGUGUGGAAAUGUAUAAAAAGUUGAUUUUCCAGUGUGAGAAAAACUGUCAAAUCUCAUUAAAACAACGACCUGACUGAUCGCCUCUGAUACCAAACUCAUCUCUCCUGUUAUUUUAAUCAAUAAGUCCUCUCUGUCGUGCGCCACUCCGGCUGAUUUGGAGACAUUAGGUGCGUAAUGAUUGACUUCCAAACAUCCAACAUCAAACGCCGGAGAACAAUGUCGGCCUGGCUGCUGUCUCUGCCUGCGCGGCUCUAAUUCUCCAUAACAAAAGUACAAAGGCCGAGACGGAGACCAAAGGCUUUAUCCCUAAACACCUUUAACACCUCUCCGGGCCGCGGCGCCGCGCCGGGCCGACGCGCUCACCGCGGCCCCGUCUGCAGCGCCGGAGAGAGGGGAGAGGAGCAGCCCCGGGACACAGAGGAGGAGGAGGGAGAGGAGGAGGUGGGGGUGCUGGGGGGACAAAAACACCUCAUCUUCCUCCUGACUGUCUGAGCAGACCUGGUGAAGAGUGUGUGUGUGUUUGAGUGUGAGUGUGAGAAAAGUUUCUGCAGCAUCUUCAGCGGCCUUCCUGCCUGCGGAGGGGGGACACUUCAUCUCCAGAAGAGCCGGGAGACAACAGAGAGAGAGCAGGACAGAGGAUUUACAGCGUGGACCUCUCACAGAAAACAGCCUGAUGCGUAAGUUCAUCUAAAACUUUUUCAGUUCAUAGAGUUUACUUUAACUUUUUUAUUCAGAGUGAAACAGAAACUGGAGUCACUGUAAAUUUACAAAAACUAAUCUGAUGGGAUUAUAAAUGGAUAAUGAAGAUAAUGGAUAAACUGAGUAUAUAUGAGAUUAAGUGUUUAGUUUUGUUGUCACUGACUUUGGCUCCUCUGAUGUUACUGCAUAAGAUGAAAAUCACAAAAAUAUCACUGAGAAAAUCUGCGUAAAAACUCUGGAUUUGGCAUUAAAUUGAUUUUAAACAUUAAAUUAAGAUGAAAAUAAUCCCACUCCUGAUAAUUAAUCAAUUAUAAAAACAGUAAAUUCUUCUUUAUUAGCUCAGUUAAAUGGGAACUUCCAUUACAGUCUCAUAUUUUUGUGGAGUUCCUUCAUAAUAAAAGUUUCUGAAAUCAUUAUUAUGACAUUUACUUUUACACUGAAAUGUCAGAAAAUAUCAGAAAAAUCUGGAAAGUUUUGGUUGUAAAGAUCUCAUAAAGUUCAAACUUUGACCAGUUUUUUAAUUGGUGGUGAAUAAAGAUAAUUAAACUUAUAAUCUCUGCAGUUAAAAUGAAGAUUUAGAGUCUAAAUUUCUGAUAUUUAUGUUUUAUUUUUAGAUGGAUUAACCCUUUAACAGCUCGGUUUCCAUAUUUAGACUCUUAAUUUGUUAAAGUUUUUAAUUAAUCAUUAAACUUUAUUAAUUUUGUGUUGAAUCAAUGAAUAAAACACACUUUGUUACUGGAAGAUAAAACUCGUCUAAAACCGUCCCACGCGCCCUGGUCGUGAUCUCGUGCCCUCUGUUUUCCUCAGUUGCAGACGGCAGACAGACUCCGGUGGCAGCCUCCGCCAUCGCGCACGCUGCGGACGCGGAGCGGCAGACGGAGCCGUGCACGCGCAGCGCCCUGCUCGACCACAGCCGGCGGCACCGGACCGCCUUCACGCGCGAGCAGCUGUCCCGGCUCGAGCAGGAGUACGGCAAGGAGAGCUACGUGUCGAGACCCCGGCGCUGCGAGCUGGCCACCGCGCUCAACCUCCCGGAGACCACCAUCAAGGUAGAGGGGUGAAAGCUGCGGCCAGGGGGGCGAGAAAGGGCCGUGAUGAUUAACAACAAGGGUCAAACUGAUUUAUGAAUAUUUAAUUCAUCCUUUAACCCUUAAAACUAUUUUUGGUCCACCUGGUUUUUGUUGUAAAAAUCCAUGUAGCACCUCGAUCUUUUCAAUCACAGCAAAUAUAAACACAUCUUUUUUUUUCAGGACAACCUCAGCUGUCAGAUUAUGGAGCAAAAAUGAUGUAAAUGAAUGUGACAGUAGAUUCAGAACCAUCAAAGUCAACCAAAAAACAAAAACAGAAAUUGAUCCCAACAGAACUUUGCUCAAAAACCACAUAAAUCUACAGUGACCAAGCCUUUUCUCACCUGCACAUCAUUCUCUCAAGUCUUGUCUAUCAGGAGAAGAGAUAUUGGGAUUGGAACAAACACACAACAGAAACUAUUGACAUAUUUACACUCAUUCUUCCAGGUGUUUUUUUUACUAUUUACAGUUGUUUCUGCCACUCCUGGGAUGAGACAGAGGACCACAUCAUACUGCUCAGAAUCUCUUCUUCGCUUGUUUCCAAACAUUGAGGACCAUUAUUUCUGAUUUUGCAGACAAGCAGGGAACCUUCUUGUCUCUUACUGGACACUACCGACAAAGGAACAAUAGAAGAAGAAUAUGAGACUAUGUAAUUGGUCGAAAGUUCGACAGAAAUAGACGUCAUCAAAACAUCUGGAAGACAUUAGCAGCAUUUAGCAAUAACGAUCUUUUUUUUUAUCGCAACAACCUGAUCAAUAAUCCUGUUUUCACCGUAUAUCACUGCAGAUUUACCAUCAAAUGUCUCUGAUCAAACACCUGUUUUUGGGGCUGGAUUGUAAACCUUAUAACAGGUGUAGAAAUGUCUGGAAACCCUCGAUAGAUCGCCAAAAGGGUAAACUUUUGAACACUUUUUAUCCCGUAGAGAUAGACGGUAUAGUUCCUGAGAAACUGUCGACAGUAUUAAUGGUGUCACGUGUUCUCAGUGUUAAAGUCCUCCAUUUUUACAGGUGAAACCACACCUCUGGCACCAACCCAACUCUUUCAGUCAAGACUAUUUUUAAGUAAAAAAAAAAAUCAUCCCUAGAGAAGCUGAGUGAUCUCAGAGUAAUCCCCAAACAGGACUGAUCAAAUCCGUCUUCCUACAUGAGCACACUGUCCAAUCUCUUACACUUAGAACUUCACUGGAUUGCUGCGGCUCCACUCUCUGGGCUCUAUUUUGGUGCCUCGCCGGAGACGUGCCGCAAGUGCAGCGUCAGUCAGAUCCGCCGCGCUGACAAGGCGUUCCCAAGCACAUUUUGGUAUUUUGGUGAGCCGCGCAGCCCGGCGUAAGUAUCCCCCCUCCCUAACUCAGCUCCUCCCAGCACCAUAAGUCGUAACGGGGAGGAGAAAGGGCGUGAAGUCGGUUUAACACAGCCGAGACCUGUUUUCACCAAUCACAUAGGCUCCUCUCCUUGCCUUUAAAUCCGCCACAGGCGAGGCGUAUUACUAUUUUCAUGAAGUAGUCAAAGAGAUCAAGAGAUGUCUUAAGACAGUAAUGCCACAAGAUGGCGACAGAGGGCAGCUCCUCAACAAGUGUCCUCCACACUCUCUCAUAUGAGCACAGAUGGAUUUGGUGUGCGUAAUAUUGGACCCACUGGUAAGACAAACACCCUUUUCCACAAAUAAAGACACUCACAUAAAGUUGCUCAUAUUCAAACCUCACGUAACAAAGGUGGGUUGAGCGCACAGAUCACAACAUAAACUCCAAAAAUGGCAUUAAAAUCGGAACCAUCUGUGCGUAAAUGACGCAUCGCGCUCCGUGGCCUGGCUCUUUCUUUCAUAGAUGUUGGCAUAUAAAAUAAAUUUGGCUCACAAAACUGAAUAUUAUAAUAUCUGUAUGUCGGCUUAAAGUAGAUCACGCAUCUGAGCACUGAAACAAAUCAUCUGUUCAGCUGCAGCAGCAGCAAGACGGACAGAGGACACGGAGGCGUGUCCAGGUCGAGCUGUGCGAGAAAUAAGAGGAAGAGGAAGAAAGAAAAGGAGGGAGACGAAUUACAUAUCUUGUUAACUUCAUCAUGUGUGUUUAUUUACUAGAUAUUUAAUUUAAUUUUAUGCGGUUUCAGCUGUGUUGAUUCGGUCAGGUUGUGUGUCCAAACGCGUGCCAAACGCGCUCAUCAGAUCACAUAUAGAUCAGAAUAUAUCGAUAUAGAUCUAAAUGUAUGUGCUGACUCAGAUUAAUAGUUGAUGAUGAUUAUGUAUUGCACUGAAAUGUGCCUGACACUGUGGAAACCUGCCGGUGAGGCAUCAGUGACGUAUGUCGAUACGCCGCCGGUCUACCAAAAUACUACUAGACCAGCUGCGUUCCGCCUUGCGCUGAAAGCUGACCAGGUUUGAAUCGGCGAGCUUUCAGCGCACUUUACACGCCGUUGGCGAGCACGAAAAUGUCACUGCGCCAGCUGAUUCUGUCGACACCUCCCCCUGCCACACCACCACGCCCAGCUUGGCGGAUCUCGGCUCGCCUCCGUGCGGCUCAUGCCACGAAAAUACCAAAUUGGCCUUACGCUGGGCUCCGCCAGACGAAAAUACAACUGCGCGGGGCUCGCCGCCCUCCGCCGCCUCACCGGCGCGAACGAAAAUAGAGCCCUUUGUAUCUCUAUGGAAUGAAAAGUCUUCAGAAGUUUACCCUUUAGUCGAUCUAUCGAGGGUUUCCAGACAUUUCUACACCUGCCACAAGGUUUACAAUCCAGCCACAAAAACAGGUUUUGAUCAGAGACGUUCGAUGGUAAAUCCGCAGUGAUAUAACGGUGAAAACAGGAUUAUUUAUCAUACUGUUUUGAUAGAAAAAAGGAUCGCUAUUGCUAAACGCCACUAGUGUCUAAUGUCUUUUUCUGUCAAACUUUCGGCCAAUUACAUGGUCUCAUAUUCUUCUUCUAUUGUUGCCUUGACAGUAGUAUCCAAUAAGAGGCAAGAAAGUUCCCUGCUUGUCUGCAGAAUCAGAAAUAAUGGUCCUCAAUGUUUGGAAACAAGCAAAGAAGAGAUUGUGAGCAGUCUGAUGUGGUCCUCUGUCUCAUCCCAGACAGGAACUGCUUCAAGGAGUGGCAAAAACAACUGUAAAUAGUAAAAAACGUCUGGAAGAAUGAGUGUAAAUAUGUCAAUAGUUUCUGAUGUGUGUUUGUUCCAAUCCCAAUAUUUCUUCUCCUGAUAGACAAGACUUGAGAGGAUGAUGUUCAGGUGAGAAAAGGCUUGGUCACUGUAGAUUUAUGUUUUUUGGAGCAAAGUUCUGUUGGGAUCAAUUUCAGUUUCUGUUUUUUGGUUGACUUUGAUGGUUCUGAAUCUACUGUCAUAUUUAUUUUAAAGAAUUUUUGCUCCAUAAACUGACAGCUAAAUAAAAAAAAGUCUUUAUAUUUGCUGUGAUUGAAAGGAUCGAGGUGAUACAGAGAGUUUUACAACAACAACAACAAAAAAACAGGCGGACCAAAAAUAUCAAAAUAUAUCUGGGAGCUCUGAGGGUUAAACAUGUUUUUAUUUUCCCUCAGUGUCGGUGUUCUCCGAAUAUUUCCGAGCCUUUUUCCUCCAAUCACACGUCUGACACACACUGAAAACCUCUAACCUAGCGGGUCAAACAGGAAGUGAGAAAUCAGAGACCGCCACUCACCUAAACGUCAACACCUCUGACAUUUCAUCUGGUUCCUCUGAACUCAGUCAGAGUGCCGGAUUGAGUAGUGACAGCUUUAGCAGCUCGAACAUUUGCCGCAGAGGCCCGCUGGCGCAGUGCAGCAGCUUUAAUACGCAGUAAAUGCGCCCACCUUUCUGCCAACUACAGCAGGCUCUUUUAUGGCGAGGGAGGAAUGCGAGGCGAGGCCUCGUAAACGCCACCACCUGACGUUUUAGAAGCUCAGCCUUCCGGGAGAUUCUCUGAACUGGUGGAGUUUGGGAAUAGACGGGCAGACACAAAGGUAGCUCUGGUGACUGAUCCACAUGUAAUCCAGCCCAGAGAUUAACAACAUUUUUCAGUAGUUUGGCGGGAGCUCGGUCACAGUCAUAGAUGCACACUCAGUUAGAUCACUCUCUGCUGCUCUGGCGUGUCUACACUCUAAGAUAUGUCAAGAUAGUUUAAUUUACAACUUACCGCAAUAUCAUAGUUUCUUUAACAUUACAAGCCAAAUUAUGACUGAUGAUCAACUUUUGAAACCUUGUUGUUUCAACUUCAUAUUUCAAGCUAAAUCAAAUUAUUGUAAAUUGAUAGUAAAGGUAAAGCUCCUUCUAAUUUGUAGUUUUAGCUCUUAAUUUUAAGUUAAGUUCAACUAAAGGAGACACUUUUAUAUCACAAGUUUGGAUGAUUUCAGUUUCUAAUUUGUUUCAACUUUGCGAGUUAUUUCUGUGAUAAUUCUAAAACUCAGAAGGAAUUCUUACAUAUCCUACUUUCCUAAUGUACAUUUAUUAUUGAAAUCAGUGUUAAACAUACUUCACAUUUGUGCUUUUAAUAAUUUUGUUAUUCUCAGCAGAACAGUAAACAUUUUGUGCGCUGGAAACCAGCUACAAACAUCCACACGAGUUAAACACGAUACAAACUACCAGAGCACCAGUUUCAGUCGGUAUACCAACAAAAACGGCAAAUUCUUCCAACUGUUGAAUAAGAGGUUGAGUUAAACAAACUCUAAAUAUGUUUCUAACCGCCAACUUCCACCGCAUCCGGAACGGCUAUGAAAAGGUUGUAUCCUCCGAUCGUAGCUGAUCGUAACCAUUCAAGUUAACGUGUCAAUUUACACCGACUUCUUUCCGUUCUGAUCGCCGUACUCCUCAGCUGAUCACAAGAGUUCUAUUUUUUUCCAGAUGCCAGAGCAUGGCGGAUAAAUUCAGCACAGAUUAACCCGUGCUGGAAAGGAAGUCGGGCACAGACACAAAAUAAAACAUCCGGCUUCUUUUCAAAAUAAAACACUCCGUGUUUCAGGAGGAUCGUAUUUCACACCAUGCAAACGGGCGGAGACGAACAAGUGAAAGGUUUUAGACGUCAUUUCACCCCGAUGACACCAUGGAUGAGGAGAUGCUGAUUCUAGAAGUCUAGAAGUAGAUUUCCUCCUCUGGAAGGACACAAUCUACUGCUUAUAUGGUUAGUCUAUGUGGCUAAAGACAACUUGUUAUCGCACGAUUGCAAGUGAAUCCACGGGUUCUUGUGCGCCGCCGUUCCGGAUGUGGUGGCGAUUGGGAUCAGUGUUGCUCAGCGUCUGCAGACUGUUCUGUGGUUAGACGGAUUAAAAACGUCACUCAGCUGAUUAUGAACACGAUAUUUACCCGCGCUCUGAUCUGGAUAACGGAGUAAAAAUCUGAUGUUGCCUGUUUUAGGAGUUGAACCCAUGUUUCUCAAAACUGCCUUUUGUCUUCUGUGUUCCCUUCUUCCUUAUUUCCUUCCUUCCUUCCUUCCUUCUCUGCAGGUGUGGUUCCAGAACCGGAGGAUGAAGGACAAACGUCAGAGACACUCCCUGCCGUGGCCCCACCCCCUCGUCGACCCUCUGGGGGCGCUGCUAAUCAGCCGCGCCUCACCUUCCUCCACCUUGCCUUACCCCUUCCUCCCUCCUCACCUCCCCCACCUCCCUCUCCACCAUCACUACCCCCUGGCUCUCUCCUCACCCACCUCCGCCGCCGCCCACGGUCGCUACAGCGCCCCCAUGAGGACCCUGGAUGCGCUGCGCCUCUCCCAGUACCACCACAGAGCCGGAGCGCUGCCUCCGCCCGCAGCGGCCCCCUACCCUUCCAGCAGCAUCAUGCACCACCCUGCUUCGUGCCCCUGCCCGCUCUGCCUGCACUGGGGAUCGGAACAGCUGCUCAAAGCCAGAGGGGAGGCGCUGGGACUGAACCAAGACCACAGUCCCAAAACCAGGACCCAGCCCGCCAGUCUGGAGCGGAGGGAGGAGAUGGUGUAG